Rotaria sp. Silwood1 is the source of this 792-nucleotide messenger RNA. NCBI's taxonomy places the organism in Eukaryota, Metazoa, Rotifera, Eurotatoria, Philodinida, Philodinidae. The record is from the annotation of a GenBank genome assembly.
CUCAACGUCGAAUUCAUCUUGGUCUUUCAGAUGAUGAUCGACAUUCUCAUUUAAAUGUUAUUAAAAUGCUUUCAUGUCUUAUUGCUGAAUAUAUUAUUCGAUUUGAUAAUGAUCAAACAAAUAAAUCACCAGAUGUUGAUAUGCCUCCAUCGAAAAAACGCAAAAAAGCUAAAGCAUCGAAAACUAAUGAAAAAUCAAGUUUAACAUCUGAUUCAUUGAGAGAUAAAUGUUUAAAAGGUCUUUGUGAUAUUAUUCGAUCACAUAUUAAACCAUUAUGGGAUCCUUCAAUCAUUGAUGAACAAUUUGUUAAAUGUGUUACUAAACCAUGUUAUCAUUUAAUACGUCGAACAGAUAUUGCAAAGAAUCCAAUUGUAAAAGAAAAUCUUCCAUUAAUACUUACGAUUAUGAUUAAUAAAUUUGAACAUGCACGAGAAGCUUCUAUUCAAUUUAUUCAAGCAGUUAAACUUUAUAAUAGUAAUUCAAGUUUAUUGAUUGAUGUUCUUAAUUUACUUUUAACUAAUUAUCAAGAUACAUCAUUAGCUAUUGAAUUUUUAAAAGAAAUUCGUGAAACUAAUUUUGUUGCUGCACAAGCUGAUAAUGCAUCUGCUAAAACCGUGGCUACAUUUAUUAUUGAUAUGGCUAGACUUGAUCCAGAUAUUAUUCGAACACAUAUUGAUCAAAUAACUGAUCUUUUAACAGCUGAGAGUCGUCAUAUUCGUGUUGCUGCUUUAACAGCAUUAUGUUCUGUUAUUGAAAAACUUCUUUCAUCUGAGGAAUUAGAUGAUGGACAAG